UCCAGCCAGAAAUUCUCACAGACACACACGAGACACUCUCUGUUCUCUCUCUUUCCCUCUGAGAAGCUCUGGGUUUGCAAUUUUUUUUUUUUUUGCUAAUAUUCUGUACAUGACCACAACAUGUCCACAGCUUUGGAGUUUGGAAAGAAAAAAACAUUGGGAUUACGAGGCAAAUUAUUUCUUUCUACUUUGCUCUCUGCAAACACUUUUUAGCUCUCGUCUCUCUGAUCUCUGUCACUUUCCUAAGUUUCACUGACCAACAAUGCACCGACACUCAUUGCUUUUUCCUCGACCUGCUGGAGCUUCCAUUAAUGGCGGUUUCUUGCUUCUGCAUUUCCAAUAUUGACGCUGAACCAUCUGCAUCUAUGUGAACUUGGUUUGAAAUCGGAAGCUGAAAAAGAAUUGGGACAUUCCUUGCAAGUUUCUGCAGACACAAGACACUGAUAAUUGCAACCACCAUAGGAAUUCCCAGAGCACAUCAGGUCCAUGGAAUAUCAUUCAGAGUUUAAAAGCAAUAUGAGGGAUCAACAACCUUUAGGAACUUCUGGGAAGCCCUUACUGCCCCAAGCAAGCCAAAGUAUAAAGUUGCAAGACAGGUUAAAACCUGAACAGCCUAGACUGUCAUAUGCUGAUCUUCAUAAUGAAAUUACUGGGGAUGAAAAGGAUAUCCCUCCUAAAUCUUGUCAUAAUCUCCAAAAACAAUGGACUGAUAGGAAGGCAACCAAAGAAGAUGAACUUGUCAAAUACAUGUCAAAUUUACCAAGUUAUCUAGAGAGAGGAGAGAACCGACAGGAGAAAGUUUUAAAUGUUGGGGUCCUUGACUGGGGGCGCCUUGAAAAAUGGCGUUACAGUCAAAAACAGGUACCAGAUGAGAGUAGCCAGAAUUCGCCAUCUAGUAGUAUUACAUCAUCAUCAUUUUGGACGGAUGGAUCAUCUGCUCCUUCUAGCAGAGGUCAGAGUCGCUCUCCUGCUCAUCCAAGGACACGUCGUCCUUCACUGCAAUCUCAUCUAAUGGCAUCUUCCAUAGAAGGCCAUUCUCAAGAAGUCAAAUUAUUUGGAGGAAGUAUUGGAAAGUUUCAAGAUCUUAAACCUUCCCAGAGUAGCAUCUUGCUUGGGCAGGCAAAGGUCAUCAGAACAGAUCAGCCGUUCUGUAGUCCGGUAAUCAAGAAGGAAGAGUGCAGGAGAAAAGAUCCCGACCGAAAGAUUGAUCAAGAAAGUAGAGUUAUCCCAAAUGCCCCAAUUUGCACAAAGGAAAAGACAAAGAUUCAAGAUGGUGAAAUUAAGAAGAGAGUAGAGAAGCUGCGAGAACCAAAUCCAAAUAAUUUUGACCAAGAUGUCUUUGGAAAGCAUGAAACUGUUGUUCUCCUUUUGCCGAGAGAUCUCCCCCAAAAACAUCAUUCUGCAGUGUCCCAGUUUUCUGAAUUGACAACAUCGUUAGGUCGUAGAUCAAUGGAAGCAAGUCGAAAGAGCUUUUCACAGAGUUCUAAGGAGAAUUACCAUGCAGAGGUCCAUUCUGAUAUAUCACACUCAUGCCCACUGCCUGGUGAAGUUGACAGUGAACACUCUCUGCUAGGGCAGCCUGGCACUGUAGAUAAAAAGAGUGUCAACGUGUCAUCUGUUACAUCUCACCCAGUACCACGUUCAGCUAAAGUAGGAACCAGUCCAUCCAAAUCCAGAAAUUUAGGAGAGAAAAUAUCAACCUUAAUGCCCACCAAUACAACAAAUGAACCUUUGAAGGUGUUGGAUGUGAAAGUGAGCAACGUAGCAGAUGAAAAAGUGCGAAGCUCUUCACCUUUUCGCCGACUUAACAUUAGUUUGGGUAAGAUGAGCAAAAGUUCCAGCUCCAAAGAGGGUUUGGAUACACAUCGGUUAAACUCUAAAUGUGCUGUUGCUAAAUCUGGUUCAGAGAAAGCUGCAGCCUCUUCUUGCUUGGAUACUUCAAACACCGAUAAUCUCAAUACAAGCAGAGCCAGGUCCAGCCCUCUGAGAAGGUUACUUGACCCAUUACUGAAGCCAAAAGCAGCCAACUGCCAUCACUUUGUGGAUCCAGUUGAGAGGGAAUCAAUAACAACAGUUAGGGCUAGCAAAAAUUCCAGUGGACAAUUAGAUUCUUCAACUGUGCCUUCGGGGAAAUUAAAUUCAGAUACACCAGUCCAAGCUCUUUUGCAAGUUGCAAUUAAAAAUGGUCAGCCUCUGUUCAAAUUUGCUGUUGACAAUGACAGCAAUAUUCUUGCAGCCACAAUGAAGAAGUUAAAUACUACAAGAAAGGGUGAGUACAGCACAGUUUAUACAUUCUUUACCAUUCAAGUUAAGAAGAAGAAUGGAAGUUGGAUAAAUCAAGGAGGCAAAAGCAAAGGCAAAGGUCAGGAUUACAUUUCUAAUGUUGUUGCGCAAAUGAAGGUUUCUGAUUCUCAGUUUCCCAAUAUGAUUAGACAGCAUUGUAUGGAUCAAUUCAGCAUGAGAGAAUUUGUUUUGUUUUCCGUGGACCUGAGGCAGGCAGAUCAGCAAACCUUUGACUUUCAGCCAAAUGAUGAACUUGCAGCUGUUGUUGUCAAAUUUCCAAAAUGUAUCAAUAGAAGUGCCACCGGGGAUGGGUGCCAGAGCAAUCACUACAAUGAUUUGUUAGAGGUUGGUUCAAAAGAGCAGUUACCUGGAGUGGAAUGUUAUUCCAACACUGGGGAAAACGUUCAGAAGCUGCCUUCUGUCAGUAUGAAGAAUCUUGUCAAUGCAACAGUCAUACUUCCAAGUGCUGUGCAUAGUAUACCAAGUAAGGGAGGACCUUCAUCAUUGAUUGAACGGUGGAAAUCGGGUGGGUCAUGUGACUGUGGGGGUUGGGAUUUGGGUUGCAAACUCCGGAUUCUUGCCAACCAGAAUCAUAUCAGUAACAAAUUGGGUUCGUCCAAAGCUUGUUCGGUAACAGAUAAAUUUGAGCUUUUCUGUCAGGAAGGAGUUCAAGUCAAUCAGCCUUUCCUCAGUUUGUCUCAAUACAAGGAUGGGAUCUAUUCAGUUGAGUUCAGUUCUCCACUCUCAAUUUUACAAGCAUUCUCUAUUUGUAUAGCAGUUUUAGACAGUAAGAAAGCAUGUGAGCUUUCAGAAUCAAGUGACUUUUGAAGAAAAAAAAAAAACAUCUGAGGAAACCACAUCAAUGCAAAAAGUUGAAAUAAGGGGUCCCAAUUGAAAUUGAAGAAGUUCCUGCUAGAUAUGUCUCUUAUCCACCUCAUUUUCUAGUUGGGAAGGUCAAGAUUCACAUGCAGAAUCAUCUUGUAGUUACACACUUAUGGUUUAGGUAAAUAAUUUAUGUUGUUUUGGCCGGCAUCCCUUAAAACCUCUUAAGGGGUUUGUUUACUGAUGUGGAUCAAGGUAUGUCAUUGUUAUGUGCAGCCAAGGAAAAAGUUACAAAAUAUGUUACUUUGACUACAUAAGUAAUGGCAAAUGUAAUAGUAUAAGAGAAGCAAUCUUUAUCAAUUUUCAGUGUUCAUAUAAUGAGUGAAUGGUAUUUUACUUAUCCAGUUACACUUGAACCUUUAUAAACUUAUGAUUUGAUUAUUGCA
This is a messenger RNA of Quercus robur (English oak), 3551 nucleotides long. RefSeq lists its product as uncharacterized. The transcript is spliced from 3 exons. The record is from RefSeq and is a predicted model, not a curated record. NCBI's taxonomy places the organism in Eukaryota, Viridiplantae, Streptophyta, Magnoliopsida, Fagales, Fagaceae. Bases 487 to 3111 code for a protein of 874 amino acids.